Messenger RNA from Parascedosporium putredinis, 1263 nucleotides. NCBI's taxonomy places the organism in Eukaryota, Fungi, Ascomycota, Sordariomycetes, Microascales, Microascaceae. The record is from the annotation of a GenBank genome assembly.
AUGAUCGACUCGGACGACUACGUCGGCAUCAACACGUCUGAGAAGGACGAUGUCGCCAUCAUCAAUACCGAUAUGCCCGACGCCGAGGCCGAGCAAUUACAUGAUCUCCCCACCGCCGACGACUGCCGGUGGUUAUCCUUGUGCUCCAUAUACGUCGAGCACGGCUUCCGCGCCUCGGACGUUCCCGAGAACUGGAGCUGCUGCGUUCAGUUUGCACUCGUUCUCUGGAACCCCAAUGACCCCUCCUUGUACACUUUUCACCACGCGCAUCACCGAUUCACCAAGGAGGAGGGCGACUGGGGGUUCACACGCUUUGUCGAGCUGAGGAGAAUGUUCAAUAACCCCUGGGAGAGGGGAUCCCGACCGCUUUGCGAGAAUGACGCGGGCAACAUCACGGUUUAUCUGCGCGUUGUAGAAGACGAAACCGGCGUUCUAUGGCACAACUUCAAUAACUACGAUUCCAAGAAAGAAACAGGUUACGUUGGCCUCAAGAACCAAGGCGCUACGUGUUACCUGAAUUCUCUUCUCCAGUCAUUGUACUUUACCAACGCUUUUCGCAAGCCGAUACAGGCCGUUUACGAGAUUCCCACCGAGAACGACGCGAGCAUGACCAACAGCGCAUAUACCCUACAACGCCUUUUCUACCAACUUCAGACCUCGGAGACCGCCGUUAGCACAAACGAGCUCACAAAAUCUUUUGGAUGGGAGACGAGACACAUUUUUGAACAGCAAGACGUCCAGGAGCUCUCUCGCAAACUGAUGGAGCGCAUGGAGGAGAAGAUGAAGGGGACAAAGGCCGAAAACAUUCUACCUCAGCUUUUUAGCGGAAAGGUUAAGACGUAUAUUUCUUGCAUCAACGUCGACUACGAAUCCUCGAGAAUCGAAGACUUUUGGGACAUUCAACUAAACGUGAGCGGCAAUAAAAACGUCCUGGAAAGUUUUCAGGAUUACAUCCAAGUAGAGAAGCUGGUUGGCGAGAACCAGUACUUUGCCGGGGAGCAGUUCAAGCUGCAAGACGCCAACAAGGGCGUCAUCUUCAACUCUUUUCCCGAGGUGCUCCACCUCCAGCUCAAGCGCUUCGAGUACGAUAUUCAAAGAGACAUGAUGAUGAAGGUGAACGCUCGCUACGAGUUCCCCGAGGUCUUUGACGCCGCCCCAUAUCUCGCCGAGGACUCGGACAAGUCGGAAUCGUGGGAGUAUCAGCUUCAUGGCGUUCUCGUUCAUAGCGGUGACCUCAACACGGGGCAUUACUAUGCCUUUUGA